AUGGAGCCAAAAUUGACCCAUGUCUUUACUCUUCAAAUACAGGUUCCUCAGUCAAGUGUCCAUCUUGGAACGCAUCCUAGUGGCUCUCACAAGCAUAUUACUCCAUUGAAUGCCGGGCUUUUCCGCGGUGUUCCCAACACCCGAGGCGAAGGCAUGGAUGCCACACUCGUGCCCGGUGGAAGUGACUGGGUGCUACAUGACCCGGUUACGGAUGUGAUGCAGAUUGACGUUCGUACCCAGGGCAAGCUUUCGGAUGGAUCGGGCGUGUCCGUGCAGUACACUGGGUAUCUAAAGAUGGAUGAGAAGGCGAGACGGUUUAUGGCUCGCGGACCGGAUGCUCAAUCCACGGAGUUUGAGGAUCAUGACUGGUGGGUACGACCAGUGAUCGAGACUGGCGUACCUCAGUUCAAGUGGACGGAAUCGAAGCUUUUUGUGGCCCGUGGGCGAUUCAGCGUGGAGAAUGACCAGCGGCUUGUGGAGUAUCAGAUCUUCGAGGUUGGCGUGUGA
Penicillium cataractarum is the source of this 507-nucleotide messenger RNA. RefSeq names its product DUF3237 domain-containing protein. NCBI's taxonomy places the organism in Eukaryota, Fungi, Ascomycota, Eurotiomycetes, Eurotiales, Aspergillaceae. The transcript has 2 exons. The record is from RefSeq and is a predicted model, not a curated record. Bases 1 to 507 code for a protein of 168 amino acids.